AUGCUGGAAGCAAAUCAGAUGGUGAAGUGGAUCAGCGAGGAAGGUGGAGGGGGUGGGGUUGCCGGGGAGGCCGCCAUCUUGGGUCUGUGUCACCGCCGCUCCCCGGCGUCCUCCAGUCAGCUUCCCUGUCCGCGCCAAAGCUGUUGCCAGAGCCUUGGCUCUUGGUCCUCGGGUACAGUUAAUCACACUGCCUUAUUCUGUUAUUUAGUGGGAAGUGAUCUUGACGCAGGCAGGAUAUGCGGCUACGGGACUGCUCGCUGCCGGAGGAACUGUAAGAAACAAGAGUCCAAAGUUGGAAAAUGCCCCAACACCUAUCCAUGCUGUUUGAAAAAGUGGAAUGGCAACUCACUGAAUCCUUCGAAGGACAGAAAGCCGAAGGGAGCCUGGCUCCUAGAAAUGGCCGCCAGCCAGACCUCUGAGCCUGCCUUCUCCGGGCCGUCCCGCUGGGCCGUCCCCAGCGGAACAGGUCUGGUUGACUGA
Rangifer tarandus platyrhynchus (Svalbard reindeer) is the source of this 480-nucleotide messenger RNA. The record is from the annotation of a GenBank genome assembly. Lineage: Eukaryota; Metazoa; Chordata; Mammalia; Artiodactyla; Cervidae.